AGCCGUUCUAGCCUGAAGACUCGUCUGUGGUUCUGGCCACCGCCGUCCACCCCUGGGAGCCAGGCGCCUUGCGUCGACGCCGCGGUCGCCUCCGCAGAGGGCGGCCGGGUGCACCGCCACCGCCACGCACGACCAGAGCCACCCUGGGGCGGUGCCCUCCGGUGUGCGUCUCGGAUGCCGUCGAGCCGGCUUUUGCCGGCGACGGGCGCGGCGUGGCGCGCAGAGCUGCUCGGAGGGAGCUUGGUGGUCAGGAACACGUUCAUACAUUGCGAGGAGCCCACGCCAGCUUUUCCCCACUUCGCGGUCAGCGCCCGCGCUGCGUACUCCGUCGGCGAGCCUCGGCGAGUCGCCGUCGUCCCCGGCCGCCGAGCUGCGCACCACCCUGCUGUUCCGCAACGUGCCGUACCUGCUCACGCGGGAUAUGUUCGUGAAGCUUUUGGACGCGCAUGGCUUUCAAGGGCAGUACGACCUGGUACCUACCAAUGGAUUUCAAGACGAGCCAGACUCUCGGCUACGGGUUCGUCAAUGCGGUCAGUCCUGAGAUCGCUACUCGCAUCUUCAGCGUAUUCGAUGGGUUCCAGGCGUGGCCCAAGAGGAGCCUGAAGACGUGCAGCGUGUGCUGGAGUGAACGGCAGGGCCUCGAGAGCAACGUCCGCGUCUACCGCAACUUGGGGGUCAUGAAGCAUUCCACCCUGGAGGCCUGGAAGCCGGCCCUCUUCUCGCAGGGCAGCCAGGUGCCCUUCCCCGCGCCCACGAGGAGGAUCCGGGGCAGCACCGGCAGAGUGGCGCCGCCGCAGCGCGCCUCCCGUCGGCGCCGGCAGGGAAUGGGCAGUGACGGCGCCUCCUGCGAACCUUCUCCUUUAUGCCAACAUGAGUAGAUGCGGGUGUUGCAUCAACAGUGCUACCCAGCAAGGCUGCCACUUUCACCAUGCUCGUGCGAGUAAUCCUCGUUGCUAAGCGAUCCUGGUUCUGACGACCGCGCUGAGCGCGUCUUAUCUGGGAUGUUGGCAUCACGGACAAUCACGGGACAACGGCAGGUCGACCCCACGGGCCAACGCGUGAAUGGGCAGAAUCAAAUUUUCGCCCUCGGACAGCCCAACCUCCGACCCACCGCAGUCAUCGGGCCUUUUGCGCCACACGCAGCAACGUUUCAAGGCCAGGCCUGGCAACAGUUGCAAUGCUCGGGGAGCCAGCGUCGUGGACUUCGCAACGGCAAGCCGCGGAUGAUUGUUCUUGUCGAGCUUGAGGGAUUGGCGACAACCUACGUAGGCUUGCCUGGAGCGGCGGAUG
Messenger RNA from Prorocentrum cordatum, 1290 nucleotides. NCBI's taxonomy places the organism in Eukaryota, Dinophyceae, Prorocentrales, Prorocentraceae. The record is from the annotation of a GenBank genome assembly.